Molecule: messenger RNA, 2740 nt
Organism: Chiloscyllium plagiosum (whitespotted bambooshark)
Lineage: Eukaryota; Metazoa; Chordata; Chondrichthyes; Orectolobiformes; Hemiscylliidae
Product: adenosine deaminase domain-containing protein 1-like
Biological process (GO): RNA processing; adenosine to inosine editing
Cellular component (GO): cytoplasm; nucleolus
Molecular function (GO): adenosine deaminase activity; double-stranded RNA adenosine deaminase activity; tRNA-specific adenosine deaminase activity
Source: RefSeq, a predicted model, not a curated record
UUUCUGGUGAUAUUAUCGCCCGUUGGUUAUAGCGAGGGUCAGCGAAGAAGGAAGGUUUAUUCUUGAUGUGGGGCGGGGGGAAAUACUGAGAAAGUUAGGUCUAAUUCAACUGAUCUUUCCAAAGAUAGAGAACAAUGAAUGUACGGGAGACCCCAAAGGAAGGAAGAAGAACCCUUAGAAUAGCUGCAUCACUUUCACGAAACAUAUCAUGUUCCCCUUCGGUGCAAAAGGAAAACUCGGUGAAAAAAACACCGGUUGUUAAUACUGAUAUAAAACCUGAAGAUUCUACAGGCCAGAGUACUUCUAGAAGGAACCAGCCCUGCAAUGCAACUACCUCCACCACCUUGCAGCUUCAAACUGAGAAAUCUGAGAAUGAACAGGAUUUGCCGAUUCCUUUGGAUACACUCAAUCCAGCUGACUCUGGUACAAGACUUUCUGCAAACACUAAGCCUGUUGAAGAUGCAAGUGGGCUGAUUGCAUUACUAAAUGAAUUUGAGGAGAUGAGCUUGAAUCCUGUUUCUACGCUCUAUUCAUUCUGUCAACGGAAAGGAUGCAGUCUGCAUUUCCAAGAGGUGGAAAAUUCAGAGGCUGCUGCUGUUUCGCGUUAUUCUGUUUGUGCAGUCGUGGAUGGGUUCAAGUUUCAAGAAGGUUCGGGUUUCAGCAAAAAAGAGGCCAAGUACUAUUCUGCUAAAAUUACAUUGAAACAACUGCGCCAACAGUUACAGCAAAUUGCACCCAAGGCAGCUCCUGCGCCAGAUGAUACAAAGCUGACUGCAGGUGCCAGAGUAAUUGGGAGAAAACCAUACGGUCUGAGUGAAAAUCUAAUCAUUCAUCCGGUACGUUGUGCAGCAGUUGGCAAUUGCACAUUGAACAUGCUGUUGGAAUCUCUUCCCAAGUACAAAAGCUGCAGAGGGAACCUUGCUUCUUUCAUAGUAGAGAAAGUGACAGAAGAUGGCAACAGUGAGCAAUAUGAAGUGGUUGCUUUAGGAACAGGCGAUACUUGUUACAGCAGUUGGAUCCGUUUUGAUGGUCGUUUACUCCAUGACUGCCAUGCUGUAGUGGUUGUAAAACGGGCAUUGCAAAGAUAUUUGUUUAAGCAGCUCCUUCUAUUCUGUAGUAAUGAUCCUGUGGGUUUAGAAAAAUGCAUCUUCUACAAGUCUUCAGGAAGUGAUUUGCUAUCCCUCAAGAAAAAUAUUUUUUUCCAUCUCUACCUUAGCAAAGUUCCAAAGGGGGCUGCUCAGAGCAUUCUCAUGGACCCUGUGCCAUACCGAAACCCUGAAAUGAGACUUCACAUUCAUUCCAAAGGUUCCAUCAUGCCAGCAGCAAGCUGUCGCCCUAGUGUGACAGCAACUCACGUAUGCUGUAUGACAGCAAGUGAUAAACUAAGCCGAUGGAUGGUGCUGGGAGUCCAGGGAGCUCUGCUCAGCCACUUUAUCAAGCCACUAUACAUCACCAGUAUUGUCCUUCCUGGCCCGUUUCAUCCGAUGCAGAUUGUCACAAAAGCAAUCAAUCAACGUGUGGAUGAGAGUUUGAAUGAGAAACUUCCUGACCUGUUCACUGCUGUGAGAGCGCACUUCUCGCAUUGUGGUGAGGGGGAACCUAAGGAGGCGGAUCCACUUUACGGAAAGCUGAGCAUAAAUUGGUGUAGGGGCGAUAACACCGUGGAAAUUGUGGAUGGGGUGACAGGAGAGAUUACAGAAGACUCCCCUUUUAAAAAUGGAGUCAAUACAGCCAGCCGUUUAUGCAAGGCUGCUAAGCUGUAUUCCUUUCGACGUGUAGCAAAGGAAAUGAACAGACAGGAUUUGCUGGACCUGUCAACAUGUCAUGAAGCCAAGAUGAAUGCCAAAACCUACCAAGAAGCUAAGGGUAUCCUAAAUUAUCAUUUCAUAUCCACUGGAGCAGGGCCAUGGCCACAGAAGCAACUUGUUGACAACUUCAGCAAAUAAAUCUCAUUGCACUGAAAAAGAAUUAUGGAUUUUUUUUACUGUUGCUAUAAGAUAGAUCAUUUUUCCAUUUUGUUUAACGCGUUUAAAAUUAUUGUGAAUUUUUUUUCUAAAGGGCAUCCAGAUUAAUGGGUGCUUUCUGGUCUAACAUUGAAAUUGUUUCAGACUAGAGGUGGAAUUAAUAAAAUCUUUGUACCUCAUUCAAAUAAAGAUGUUACAAUGUUCUGACUAUAUUGUGCUGGCUAGAGUGUGGUUAUAAUGAAAGUAAAUUCUAUUUUUCCAACCUUCCUUCAACAGAUUAGUUUAAGUUGUCAUAAAAACAUUAGUUACUGUCCAAUUUGGGAAAUCAGAUCAAACUGUUAAAGUGAAGUCUGUCCUCAAGUUUUUGGAACAGGAAAAAUGCAUCAACUCUUGCACCAUUGAAUAAUUGAUCUGAGUCUUAACUCUAUAUGCUCAGGUUUGUCCCAUCUCUCUCAUAACAAUUGAGUAAAUGUACUCCAAAUGUGAUUGGGUCCUCAUCAAGCACCUUUAAAAACUUGCUCCCUCUACCACCGACACACAGUGGCAGCAAUAGUACAUGCCAUCUACAUUGUGCUCUCAAAAACUCACCCAGGCUGCACCUUUCAAACCCACAACAUCUAACACUGAGGAAAACGAGAGCAGCAAAUAUGAGCCACCAUCAACCAGUUCCCCUGCAAGCCCCAUGCCAUCCUGACUUAGAAAUAUAUCAUAGUUUCUUCAGCAUCACUGGGACUAAAUCCUAGAACUCUUUUCCCAACAGCAUUGACAUAGACAAA